AACACGCACACAUUUCUCCGUAUUACUCUCCACUCUUUUUGGCCUUUUUCUGUUUGUUUCCCUAGAAACCAAUAAAAACAGAUUCUCCCGGCAAAAAAUCAUUCCAUGGCGACUGUACUCAGAAAAGCAUGGGAUACGAUAUUAAACCGGGCGAGUUCAAGCUCUAACUCACUGAGUCGCAAUCCGAGUUACACGGAAUCAUCAUCGACGGAAGCAUCGCUAGGAGAAUUCGAUCGAAUUCCGAUGGAUAUAGUGAUUCAAAUAGUGAAAUCAUUAGGUCCAAAAGAAGCUACGAGAUUGAGCGUAUUAUGCAAGUCGUGGAGAUCGGUCGUAUCUGAUAAUCGCCUCUGGAUUUACUUUCUGCAGAAUUAUCACGAGUCGUGGGACUCGGUGUUCUUCUCCGAAACUCAGCUCCGAUCUGGUUAUCCGAUCCAGACGUACAGUACUCUAAUGUCAACGGAAUUGUCAUUUAGGCGUAUUUAUGGUCAGCGAGAACAAGUUCCUGGUUGUGUUAUUAUUGAUGGUGGUUCAGGGUAUUGUAAGUUUGGUUGGAGCAAAUAUGCGUGUCCAUCGGGACGGUCAGCUACAUUUUUGGAAUUUGGUAACAUCGAGUCCCCAAUGUACUCUAGGCUUCGCCAUUUUUAUGCUACUAUCUAUAGCAGAAUGCAGGUAAGAACAUCUACACAGCCAAUUGUUGUGUCCCUUCCAAUUUGUCAUUAUGAUGACACUGAAGCUGCCAAAGCAUCUAGACGACAGUUAAAAGCUGCAAUAAAAGCUGCACUAUUUGACAUGAAUGCUCCGGCUGUCUGUGCUAUUAAUCAGUCAACUUUAGCACUCUUUGCUGCUCGGCGAACUUCAGGAAUUGCUGUUAAUAUUGGUUUUCAAGUCACAUCUGUGGUACCAAUUUUAAAUGGCAAAGUAAUGCGCAAGGUGGGUGUAGAAGUCAUUGGUAUCGGAGCACUGAAGGUUACAGGGUUCCUUAGAGAACAAAUGCAACAGAACAACAUUAGCUUUGAAUCACUGUACACUAUUCGCGCACUGAAAGAGAACCUUUGUUAUGUAGCUAAUGAUUAUGAAGCUGAGCUAUCGAAAGACACAAAAGCAUCAUUAGAAGUCCAGGGUGAAGGACAGUUUACUCUAUCAAAAGAACGUUUUAAAACAGGGGAGAUCUUGUUUCAGCCACGUUUGGCAGGAGUGCGUGCAAUGGGUUUGCACCAGGCAGUAGCACUUUGCAUGGACCACUGUCAUGCUGCGGAAUUGACUGCAGAUGAAUCUUGGUACAAGACUGUCGUUUUGUCAGGAGGUACCGCAUGUUUGCCAGGCCUAGCAGAGAGGCUAGAGAAAGAAUUAUGUGGACAGCUUCCUGAAUCUAUUAGCCAUGGGAUAAGAGUUAUUCCUCCGCCCUACGGUGGAGACACCGCAUGGUUUGGAGCUAAGCUUAUAAGCAAUUUGAGCACCUUCCCUAAUACAUGGUGUGUGACAAAGAAGCAAUUUAAACAGAAAUCAAGAUUUAACCUGGCAUGGUAACUGCAUUUUUCCCAGGUGGAAGACCUUUCGAGGUUUUUUCUCGUAUUAUUAGAAUAUCAAGUCGUAAAUAUUUGUAUAAUUUAUCCACUUUUCUUUUUCUUGUAAACUGUAUUCCUGCUAUUACCAAUUUGAGCAAUAAACGGUCGAGUUAUACUAAUCAUCAUUGUAAGAAAUGUAUGUUAUUUUUGGACAAUAAGGAUUUAUUUAAAUUCAAUAUAAUAUACUUUAUAGGAA
Mercurialis annua (annual mercury) is the source of this 1761-nucleotide messenger RNA. Its product is annotated as actin-related protein 8. The record is from RefSeq and is a predicted model, not a curated record. Gene Ontology annotation, molecular function: protein binding. NCBI's taxonomy places the organism in Eukaryota, Viridiplantae, Streptophyta, Magnoliopsida, Malpighiales, Euphorbiaceae. Bases 106 to 1527 code for a protein of 473 amino acids. The transcript has 12 exons.